Messenger RNA from Striga asiatica, 1257 nucleotides. The record is from the annotation of a GenBank genome assembly. Lineage: Eukaryota; Viridiplantae; Streptophyta; Magnoliopsida; Lamiales; Orobanchaceae.
CUUAGUUUAAUGUUUAAGCGAGUUCUGGAUCCAAGCAAUCGGUUUGCUCUUCUUCAAAAGAGAAAAAAAAAACCCAAACGUAACCCUAAUUUUGUUCUAUAUAUACUAACCACACAAGCGCACACACAACACAGCGACUAGAUUUUUGCACUCCUCAAUAUGCCCUUCAUUUGCUUCUCAAUUCUCUGCUGAUCCGUCACAACAAAGAUUUGAAUUGAGAAUUUCACCGAGACCUCGUUCGUAGUUUUUUGGUAGAAAGGAUCUUGAAAUUGAUGGCGGUUCCAUAUUCAAACUGCUUUCAACUGCCAAAAGUUCGUUCAAAUUACGGUCUUGUUAGCUCCUCCAGUGGGCUCUGUACUCGCUUCAAUCCUGUAUAUGCUUGUGUUGGAGCGUCCAACCCAGCUUCACAUUUAGAAGCGAAGGUUGAUCCCUUUUUGAAUAGUGUCAAAUGGGAUGACAAAGGUUUGGCAGUGGUGAUUGCUCAAAAUGUGGACACAGGAGCUGUUUUAAUGCAAGGUUUUGCUAAUAGAGAAGCCCUUUUGAAGACGUUUUCCUCCAGGAAGGCAACAUUUUAUAGCCGGUCUAGGUCAACUUUGUGGACAAAAGGAGAGACCUCGAUGAAUUUCAUCAAUGUGUGUGACAUCUUUAUUGAUUGUGACCGUGAUUCUAUAAUAUAUCUUGGGAAGCCUGAUGGACCAACUUGUCACACUGGAGCAGAGACUUGCUAUUAUACAUCAGUUGAUGAAGUUCUAAAUGAUUCACAGGUUGAUGGGAAUAAACUUGCUUUAACAACUUUGUACUCAUUAGAGUCAACUAUAUCAAAAAGAAAAGACGAAUUGUCUGGAGAUGCAGAUGGAAAGUCAUCCUGGACUAAACGUUUGUUGCUUGAUGAGAAGUUACUGUGCUCAAAAAUCAGGGAGGAGGCAGAUGAGUUGUGCUGGACACUUGAGGAAAAUGAGGAUAAAUCGAGGACUGCCUCGGAAAUGGCUGAUGUGCUCUAUCACGCCAUGGUUUUAUUGAACCUCAAAGGGGUCAAAGUUGAAGAUGUUCUUCAAGUUCUUCGAUUAAGAUUCUCGCAAUCUGGCAUCCAAGAAAAGAGCAGCCGAAAACUGAAGUGAAGGCCUAAUUUUUUUUUUCAAUGUUCAUUUUUUUCUUACCCCCACAUGCUUAAUUUGCUCUUUGACAAAAUCGAUCACUACAGCUAGGAAUGUUCUAUAUAAUGAAGACUUUGGGUUUUUUUAUUUUAUUUUAUUUUAU